Messenger RNA from Didymodactylos carnosus, 4677 nucleotides. The record is from the annotation of a GenBank genome assembly. Lineage: Eukaryota; Metazoa; Rotifera; Eurotatoria; Philodinida; Philodinidae.
GUGCGCGAUAGUCGCUCUUAUAGAAAGUGCCAGUAGUUACGAAUUUGAAACUUAUGCUUAUACAGUGUGCGAUAGCCACUCUUAUUGAAAGUGCCAGUAGUUAAGAAUUUGAAACUUAUCCUUAUACGGUGCGCGAUAGUUACUCUUAUAGAAAGUGGCACUUCUGUUACUUUCUAUAAGAGUGGCUAUCGCACACUGUAAAAGGGUAAGUUUCAAAUUCAGGAAUUCUGGCACUUUUUAUAAAAGUGGCUGUCGCACACUGUAUAAGGAAAAGCGUGAAAUUGUGAAACUGUGAAAUUGUACUCUUUUCUAUAAGAGUGGCUAUUGCACACUGUAUAAGGAUAAGUUUGAAAUUCUGAAAUGCUAGAGCUUUCUAUAUGAGUGACUAUCGCGCACUGUAUGAGGAUGAAUUUGAAAAUCAGAAAUUCUAAAAUUUCAGAGGUUUCUUUUAUAAAAGUAAAUGAUUCAUUUAUAUUUCUUUCUGUAUUUCUACCUUUACUUUUAAAAAAUUAAGUAGAAAUAAACAAAUAAAUAUAAAUGAAUCAUUUACUUUUAUAAAAUAAAGAUAAAUUUUUUUUCCAUUUAUUUUUAUUUAUUUUUUAAAUAUAAAUGACGAAUUUAUCUUUAUUUUUUAAGUAUAAAUGAUUCAUUUACAUUUAUUUUCUAAAGUUACACUAAAUUAACACCCCUAGCAUGCUGGUUGAAAUCGUGUACUCCCUGAAUGGCAAAACUUUGCUUGAAAAUGACCAUGAUUUUGUACCAUAAAAAUAUUCUUUUUCCAGACAGACAUCUGAAAAAAUGUCCAGUGAAAUUAUCACCUAUUUCGAAAACUCUGGUUGAAAUUUUAGAAUUGUUAUUUUAGAUAAAAACUUUGAAUACCCUGAAAAUACAGUAAUUUCGUAUAUAAAGAAAAGUCUGUCUAGAAAAUGAAAUUUACUCUUUUCAAACACAGAGGCAACAAAACAAAGUGACCUAAUUACUUUUUGAUUUCUUCAGGUUUUUUUCAACGAACCUAUGUUUUCAUUAUUUCUUUCAACAAUAAUAGUGGUUGUUUCAGGUGAUGCCAGUAGAUUAAUGGAUAGUGGCUUUGAAGUCAAAUGAUUUUGAGCUGCUACAUUUGAACUUAAUUGUUCUGAUGACGGUGAAUUAUAAUUAAAUUUUCAUAAUAGCCACAGAACCAGAUCAAAAACACAUAAAAAAAUAUAUAAAAAAAUCAUUAUUUUAACACGGCGCACGAACUUUUUCCUCAACCUAAUAAAGAAGCAAAAACAUAGUACCAAAAUUUUAUUUUAAAAGAACACGAGAUUCGUAAUCAGCGUAAAAAACUGCGUCUGGCGCUGUGCUUAGACCACUUCCAUAACGGAAAAUUGCUUUUAAAAACUUAAUCAGCGAAUUAUCGAGUUACGUGGACAAGCCGCGUAACGGACAUAUACAAAAUGCUGCUGAGGUGUGCGAAGUUAAGAAAAUAGUCAGGCAUAUUUCACAAAGCGUUCAGUAUUUAUAAUAUAAGUUAUCAUCAAUUUGUAUAUUUCUACUAAAUCAGCCUGUUGAAUAUUAGUAUCUUUGAGUAGCAGUAAGAGAAGAGUAACAAUCGUAUUUUGGGAUUAUCUAUAUUGACAUUCUUUGACUUCUUUAGGCUUUUUAUAAAACUAAGUAUAUGUAAUAUUAUCGAAAAACAGGUGAUGAAUCAUUAUUAUCGAUUGAGAAGAGAUCAGAACCUUCAAUAACAAGACUGGUAAGACUUUUAGUACAAAGAACCCUGUUUUUCUGUCUUGAAAUUAAAGGCAGUUAUAGUGAAAUGAAGUGUGGGCUCAGAGUAUUGAGAAAAAGUGUUUCUUCAUUUUUGACCCGCUUGAAAGUGUCUCAGACAAGUCAAGAGCUAUUGAUUAGAACCAGAAUUUUUCGCUCUUUCUAAGUAUAGACUUAUAAAUUUUGAGCCAGUUUUUUUGGAGAGCAGUUCACUAUUGUGAUCCAAAACUAAAAGUUGAAAUUUUAUUAAUGUAUCAGGUUUGAGAGAGAAAAUUACACCUUUUUGACGAAAGAAUAUUUUACGCAAAAAGGAGCUCCUGGCAAAAUUCAUAUAUUGUCACUAGCACAGCUUAGUUCAAUAUCACAUUUUGUAAAGAAGUGUCUGCUCUACAAAACUACCGUGUCCAAAAAUUUUUAGCAUCUCUGCCAAAGGACAUAUAUGAGUUAGCAAAAACCUGUUUGUGCGUUGUCCAAACUAACUUUUAAGGCCUUUCAAAGAUGCCCUUCUACUCUCGAACAAAAACUGGCACAAAAUUUCUAUAUCCGAACUUAGAAAGAACACAAAAUUUUGAUUCUAACAUACACCUUUUGACUCGUUUGAAAUACUUGAAAUGGACCAAAAUGAACAAACAUUUUGUCUCAAAACUUUCGGCCCAUCCGUUCAUCGUGCACAAGAGUGUGUGCGUUUAUUAUCAUUUUCAAAUGCAUAAAGUUUUAAACACACGAAAAGGAACGAACAAACUUAACAAAAAAACACUAAUACUUUUUAUUCCUAGAAUCAUUCAUUAGAGUUCUAUCGUAGAGCGUAAAUUCGUCUUUUUUUUUAAUGUGGCAUGCAGAAUCUGUAUGUGGGACAUAUGUGCAUCUUAUCGUAUGUGAAAUAAAGAAUUUGCGAUCUAUGAUAGAACUCUAUUAUAUAUUCUCUAUCACAUAUUUAACCCUAAUUCACUAUAUCAGAUGUCUUAUUUUCUCUUUUAAUGUCCUUUCUCUUUCGACUUGGUAAAAAUUUGAUCUUAGUUCGUUUUUGUUGUAGCCAAGUGGUACAUUUGGAACCUUCUUAGAGGUAGGACAGUCAGCAUCAGUGGAAUGAUUUUGCCACUCCUCUUUCACUGAAGUUUUCAAUGAAAACUCAAUACAAACAAAUAUUGUUUAUCUAACCCUUUACAUGAGUACCUUUAAUAAACUUACAUUUGGCACAUUCUCUCUCAUUCUAAUCAUAGAUAUUUAAUAAAUGUUUAUGUUUGAAAUUUUUUUGGUGAACAACUACAAGAAAUACUCCUACCAAUAUAAAGUAAAAAAUAUUCGUUUUUUAAGAGUAAGAUGUGUUGAAGUAUAACAUUAAGACAUCAUCCCAUCAAAUUUUAGACAUAAUAGAGCUGCGACAAAUAGCGAUUUUCUUCUCUUUUUCACGUUAUAUAUAAUGUGCACUCACGUUGCAAUGUAUGUAUCGAAUACUGAGCUGUUUUCGAAAACUUAGUCGUUUUUCGAGUUUUUGCGUCCUUUAAGCUUUUCAGUUCUUCAAGAUAUGUGUACGAAUUGUGUACGAACGUUAACGUUCGUACACACUAAGGAAAAGAAGGAAACGUUACAUCACUCUACACAGACAACAGUCUUAAUGUAUGUUAUAUAUGUGUACCAUACAUUGCAACGUGAGCACACACUAUACAUAACGUGAAUAAGAAAAGAAACUAGAAAAGAAAAUCGCUAUUUGUCGCAGCUCUAUUGUUUAGCGUACGAAACUUUAAACAAUUCUAUUCUAGUCAACCUCGAAGAACAAGUACGGCGUAUUUUCGAAGUACGAUUUAUACACACUUACAUUGGAUCGGUAUCUAACAAAAAGCAGACGAUGAAAUUUAAAAAACAGUCAAAUUUAUGUAAAGAAUAAAAAAUGUGUUCAUCUAACGUUAAAAGUUGGUUUAGACAAUCACUACAACCAUACUUGUUUCAUGUAUAGUAGAUGGAUACGUACAGCUUAUGUAAGAAAAUAAAAUGUUGAUAGACUUAUUUUUCUCAGUAGUUUUCAGCCUAGUACAAUAUGCGAUCCGACUGUGAUAAGCAAAACUUUUGUUUUCAGUCAGAUAAAAUCUCUUCAACAGAUCACUUGCAACGUGCUAAAACGACGAAAAAAUAUUUGUAUAAAGAAUAGAAAGAUAUAUCUAUGUACACUAAAAACAAUAGACUUAGGUGAAUCAUUCACCUAAGUUUUUUCAGUAAGAUCUUGAUUCAAGAUCUUGGUAAGAAAAUAUAAGAAUUCAAGAAAUUUCAAGAAGUCAAGAUCUUGAACAUCUUAUAAUUUCUUGACUUCUUGUACCAAGAUCUUGGAAAUUCUUGAAUCAUCGUUUUGUUUUACAUUCUAGUGUAAAUAUAAGUGCGAAUAUUUUCACACUUAGAAUAAGUUCGAUUUUUUUUGCUUCGAUUUGUUUUCUUGUUUAGGCUCAGGAAUUAUUAACACAAGAUUAUUUGCAUGCAUCGUAUGAAAAAUUGUUGCAGAAAUUACCACCUCAUCGACAAGUUGUACUUUAUUCAGAAAAACUUCCUGAUGAGAUCGACAAUUUUGCCGUAUGUAUAAACUCAUUUUUAUUAGGAAAAUCAUCUCAUAUGAAUAUGAAUAAGACAAUCAAAAUAAAUACUCGUUACGAGUUGGAUCUUCCAGUUAAUAUUUUAGAAAAUUUAGUUAGCCUUCGCGAAAGUUUUUUGCAUUUGAGUGCGCACGAUUAUGAUCAUAAUGACGACGAGUUUUUUUAUGAAGAUCGUGAAAGUUUACUGGAUCACAUUGAAACAACGGUCAUGAAAUUAUGUGGAACAAAUGUAAUGGAUGACAGUUAUAAAUGUCGUUCGAGUCGCUGUGGUAAGCGAUCAGCUCCUCUGAUUGUUAUUCUUCAACAACUAGGCGACUUCUGUAAAAGUCUUGGAUUUUCUUUGCUUUAG